CUCCUCCUCCUCCUCCUCCUGCUCCUGCUCCUGCUCCUCCCGCCCCUCCCUCCAUUUCCGCCUCCUCGCCUUACGCUGUCGGCGCAGCGGGCGCAUUCGGCGCAGCGGUGCCAGCGCCGAGGAGGAGCGAGGCUUGCAAGAAACCUGUGGGAGCCACAACAUACGCUGCUGAUCCAGUUGCCCACGUGAAGCUUUUGCACAAGGGGAGGAGGCUGGAACUGUGACGUGUCGACACUGCUGUGCACCAGCUCAGAAAGAAACUAGCAGUACUUUCAAGAGGAGUUCUGAGAGCAGCCAAGCACCACAAUCUCUAGUCAAGGGAGCUCCUGCUGGUCCGGAGCUUAGAUUUCCCCCUCUACCCUUGGAGAUGAACCAGAGACUUCACUUGCCCUCCUCCUUACCUGAAGUCUGCACCAGCGAUGAUACUAUAGCCAGAUCAGACCACCAAAGAGAGAAGAGGAUUUUUCAUUUAAAGCUAGGGUGCCAUUGCAUUUGAACUGAGAUUUCUGUGCUCUUAUUUUUGUAAACUGGAUUGACUGGGGAUUUAUUACUGAUGUUGUGGUUUCACCUUUUUUGAAAACUCUUUAUUGUUUAUAUUUGGAGCUGCUGCACUCUAGAGAUAUUUUUGCUCUUUUUCUUUUUUCUUGAAAAAUUGGGAGUUUCUAGACUCUGUGUUUUUUGGCCUUGUUUGAAUUUGCCCAUGGCUUUCUUGAUGAAGAAGAAGAAGUUCAAAUUUCAAACCAAUUUCACUUUAGAGGAGCUGACUGCUGUUCCUUUUGUGAAUGGGGUUCUGUUCUGCAAAAUUAGGCUUCUUGAUGGAGGAGAUUUUGCCACUUUGUCUUCCAGAGAAGAAGUUCAGGAGAACUGUGUUCACUGGAAGAAGAAAUUUACCUUUGUCUGCAAAAUGAGUGCCAAUCCUGCCACUGGCCUUCUGGACCCCUGCAUCUGCCGUGUGUCUGUCCGCAAGGAACUGAAGGGAGGGAAAACUUAUUCCAAGCUGGGUUUUGCUGAUCUGAAUCUAGCAGAAUUUGCAGGCUCCGGGUUCACUGUCAGGUGCUGCUUGCUGGAGGGAUAUGACACCAAGAAUACUCGGCAGGAUAAUUCCAUAUUGAAGGUAACGAUUGGCAUGUCCCUGCUCUCUGGAGAUCCUUGCUUCAAAACGCCUCCGUCCACAGCCAAAUCCAUUACUAUACCAGGCCAGGACUCGACCCUGCAGUUGACCUGUAAAGGGGAGGGGACGACCAGCAGCAGCACAACUCCCACCAGUAGCACAUCUGCCACCAUUGGUUCAGUCCGUCAGAACAAGCCCAGGCCCACCAUUCUUGGUUCGGGUACAGGUGUAACAGAAGAACCAGACCAGAACCUGUCAAGUCCUGAUGAAGUGUUCCAUUCCGGACACUCACGGAAUUCAAGCUACGCCAGCCAGCAGUCCAAAAUCUCUGGCUACAGCACCGAGCAUUCACGAUCCUCCAGCUUGUCUGACCUGACCCACCGCCGCAACACGUCCACCAGCAGCAGCGCCUCAGGAGGGCUCAGCAUGACAGUGGAGUGCCCAGAAGGUGAGCGGGAGCACAAGCCGGAGAAACCACCUCGCCCACCAAGACCAAACCUUCUGUUGGACAGAUCAUCCAGGAGAAAAAAGGAUUCUGUGGAAAGCCAUCCCACCUGGGUGGAUGAUACCCGGAUCGAUGCGGAUGACAUAGUGGAGAAAAUCAUGCAGAGCCAGGACUUCACGGAUGUCAGCAACACUGAAGAUAGUAACCUGAGACUGUUUGUGAGCAGAGAUGGCACAACUACACUCAGUGGAAUUCAGCUUGCCAACAGCUUUCUGACGUAUGAUUUCAGGCCAGAGUCUCAUCUGGAGUUUACGAGCCAGUGGUAAUCGAAACCCAUUAAAUGUGAACAGAAGCAAGUAGACCUGCUGGAAACAGUCUCCUUCCCCAUCUGCAGCGGUGGUGGUGGUGGAUGCCAUCCUUUCUUCCUUUUCUAACCUCUCUUCAAGCAACAUUCCAGGCAGGAUUUCCCCAAACCUGUUCCCUGACAUGUGGGCACUGCAGAACCUUCUCCGAGGACUUGACACUCCAGAACAUGCACUUUUGCCCAAAUCUGCCUCAUGCUGCCUCAGAUUUAUCUGGCAAUGUCCCAGAAUUUUCCUGCCAAUCUUCCUCGUCAGGCAACUCUGCACUCCCAUGUUAAACCCUCAUUCCAUUGAACCACUUUAUCUUCUCACGUGUAGGAUUUUGCUGGUCCUGUGUAUCUCAGCCCAUUGGGUUAUACCACUUUGAAUGCUUCCUCUCAACCUCCCAACCUCCCCAAAUCAAAUCGGGGUUGAGGAGAAGCAUCGUUAGCUGAAUGCAAUUUAAAGUUUAAAGUCAACAGCCCCAAAGAUUAUCCAUUCAUAGGAAAUGGCUUUUCCUUUCCUUUUUUUUUCUUCCAAAAGUGCAUGUCAAGAGUUGCUGAAAAAUAGAACUUAAUUGUUCCAAGAAAGAGAGAAAACAAAAGAAUUACGAAUGCUGAGCACGUCUUGGUAUUGCAGCAGCAGCAGCCCCCCGCCCCGCCCCCGCCUGCCCUCCACUGCAGGGCAUGGAAGGGGUGCCUGGCCUCAGUUUUCAUUAGACGGAGCACGUUCCAGAUUCCGAACGUACCCUUGAAAGGCCACUUUCAGAAGUGGAACCUGCACUCUUCAUUCUUUUUUUUUUUUUCAACAAAGAACCGAUGUUAUAGGUUGGUGGGGGUGUCUCUAACAGUUGGGCAUCAGAGUAAUUACGCUUCUGUCUGCUCAUUGUGAGGCCAGUAGGAGAAAUCAUUUAACAUGCCCCAAUACGGCUGCUUUCUGGGUCAGAAAAUGUGUUGAAUUAGGGUUGUCUUUUAUUCCGUUCUGGGCGAGGAGAGUUUUGACACUCUUCCAAAACUAAAACAUGGUUGAUCGUUCUUUCCCCUGUCCCCUACCAGUCUUUCGGCUUUGAUUUGGAAUAGGGUAUCGGUGCUGCUGCUGCUGUAAGGAGUCCAGCCUCCUCUCCCUUUGCCUAAAAUGUGCCUAAAAUCUGUCCCAGAGGCUCCUGCUUUGGCCCGUGGACUCUCUACUCCAUCCCUUGCUGAACCAAGCGAAAUCUGCUGAAUGCCAGCAGCAGAACAAAGAGGUAAACUUAAAACAGGAGAGAUUCCGGUUUUUUCAUGCUCCCCCUAUGUAAAGAAAAACAUUCUUCUGAAGUAGAACACUUAGCACAGAAGAAAGACAGGGUCUAGUUCAGUCUACUUGUUGCUGUGGUAGAUUUCUGCUUGCAGGAGAUAUUGGUUUUCCUGGGAGGAAGCUGCCAUCUUGGGGUUCUAGUUUACCAGGAUUUGGAGCAGGCAUCCUCAAACUGCGGCCCUCCAGAUAUUUUGGACUGCAAUUCCCAUCUUCCCCGACCACUGGUCCUGUUAGCUAGGGAUCAUGGGAGUUAUAGGCCAAAACAUCUGGAAGGCUGCAGUUUGGGGGUGCCUGAUUUGGAGCAUGGUGACGGAUUGGGUUUUUGUAAUAAUUGCUGCUUGAGCUUUGUUUCGUCUUUCACCUUCCAACACUGAGACCUUGAAGGGGGUGGGAAUAACAGUUCGUGUCUGCACAAGUGGAGAAAGAGAAAGCUCAAUUUUCUCUCCACCCUUAUAAUCCUGGCAAUUGUAUUUCUAGGUCUUGUAUUUGCAGGCAGGACACUGGCACUACUUGUGUAUAGUUUCAGCCUAUACGCUAUUUUCCAUUUAGCACCCUCCCCACCUCACUUUCACGUCUGCUACUCUGCAGACAGCAUAUACAUUUGGGGGGCACUGCCUGUUGAGAAGAGUGUGGCCAAGGCCAUUAAUGUUCUGUUAGCACAUGUGCUCAGCACCGGGUGUUUGUGUACAUGAAAGCACACACAUGCACACUUUAUCACCUGCAGCAAAGUAGAAGGGAUGGUUCUGCUCCUUUUCUCUCUCCCCACCCCCGUUACUUAUACUCAAGCGGGCUGAGAGCCAUCUUUGUAAUGAAUGGAGUGCCACAGAUGGAAUUCAGGUGGGUGGGUGGGAAUUGGGAAAGGAAACAGGGCUCUGUAGGGUUGCUGUCUCUGUGAACCAACCAGGCCACUGUGUCCUGAGGUGGAAGUGUGCCACACAACCUUCACUUUACAUGCUUUGGAGCAGGCAUCCCCAAACUUUGGCCCUCCAGAUGUUUUGGACUACAAUUCCCAUCUUCCCUGACCACUGGUCCUGUUAGCUAGGGAUCCUGGGAGUUGUAGGCCAAAACAUCUGGAGGGGCGCAGUUUGGGGAUGCCUGCUGUAGGCAUUGCCAAGCAGUGAUGUUUACAAGCCCCUCUUUUCAGUUGCCGUGUAGGGCAGGUGGGCAUGGCUUGGCCAAAAGAGCCUCACAGACCAAAUGGAUAGACCCUAAUUAGGCUGGUGGGCUUAAGGUUCACCUCCCAGAUCUACUAAAGGGGAGUAAGGAUGCUUUCUUCAGAGGGCUGUAAUUCCUCUGUGCUUGUGCCUCAUUAAAAACGGAGUUAUUAGAGCCCCUUGAAAGCUGGCAAGACUUGUUGUGGGGUGUAAUCAUUACCAGGGGUGGGGGUGGGGAAGGAAGGAAUUCUUUCAUUAACCAGUUGCUCAAAUUGUUGCUCAGCCUCUCCCCUGGUAGGAAGUUAGUGAGAUGAUGCUCUGGUCUACAUACUUACCGGUAGUUUUCUUUCAGUGGCCAAAUCAGCCACUGAGUCUAUAACAUCACAAAAGACUCCCAGCCUUUAGCCUCUUAAUUGCUUUGUGCAUGAUCAGGAGGAAGUGGGGGGGGGCAAGGGCAUCCUUCUGUUGUGACCUUCCCCAAACUAUUGCCCACCAGAAGUUUGGAGCGACAGCUCCCUGCAGACCCCAGGCAGUAACAUCUUUCAGUGCUCUCGACGGCUUGUUAGGUUCUUGAACCUUUGACUCUAAAAUGCGUUGCUAUUAUGAAAUUGCGUGCUCUGCUGUGCCUAGCCACUUGGUCUUGCUUUCAAGGCUAAACCAGUUUUGUUUCAAGUGAGUCUUAGGGGUCUCAGAUUUUCUCGCCCAAUCCUAAAAUUCCAUCCAUGGCUCUUCCCUAAGUGCACUUCGCUAGUUGAAUAGGAUCUGUGAUGGGGGUGCUGGGGACUUUUUUGGCCAACCAUUCUGCUGCUGCUGCUUAAAAUGUUAGUUGCAUCACAAGCACUGUCUUUCUUGGCAUGGUUGGUGUGUUUGUUCCUAGUUAACUGGAAGAUAAUGGUUGUAUUUGUUUUUUGUUUUUUGUUUUUGUUUCGUAAUUGAACUUCUCAGACCACUGAUCCCGCCUGGAGACCUUUUUCUUUUUUUUAAUUCUUGAAUUUAUGUUGAAUUUUCUUUAUGAACCCAGCAGGCUGGUGUUUUGCAGCUUUUCUUUUCUUUCUUUCCUUCUUUCUUUCCUUCUUUCUUUCUUUCUUUCUUUUGGGAGGGGAAUCACUGUUUCAUUGCUAUCUUGUGUCGGGGGGGUGGUUAUUAUUAUUCUAAUGUGUGAGACAGAGCUGGAACCCAGUGAAGCCUCACAAUUUUGAUAUACUGCUUUAAAAUCCAGAAGUUUCAGGAUUUUUUGCAAGAACACCUCCAUCAAAUUCACAGCCCUCGGGUAGGUCAUGCAAAAGAUUUUCUAGGGGCAAAUGUUUGUAUCCAAUGUUAGUUCUACACAGAACAGACCCAACUCCCAUCAGCACCAGUAGUAGGGCCCAUCAUCAGGGAUGAUGGCAGUUGUAGACCAGUUUAUCUGGAGGUACUUGGUUGGAGAAAGCUGUUAGCUCAGGGGUCCCCAGACUACGGCACGGGGGCCACAUACGGCCCCUAAGGCUCUUUUAUUCAGCCCCCCUGGGGCCACCCCCUGCCGCCGCCCUCUCUUACCGGCGCGGUGCGGUGCAGCUGCCGACUUCUGACCCGGAAAAGCGACGGAAAUAGCUCGGGUCGGAGGAGGCUUCUGCACAUGUGCACAAGUUAUUUCCGGCGCUUUCCGGGUCAGGAGUGUGCCAGAAACAGCGUUUGUGCAUGCGCAUGGGCGCGCAUGCUCCCCCACCGUCUGGCCCACCACGCAAUCGGCGCGGCGGGCAUCCGGCCCGAAGCUGGGUAAGUUUGGGGAUCCCUGUGUUAGCUGCUAGGGAGCAGAGCUGGUAUCUUUGUCCUCCUUUGUCCAGUGCCAAAUGAGAACAGGUUGAGCUUCAGCUCUCCUGCAACCUAGACUUUUUGUGUUUUGGUAUCUCCCUGUCUCUCUGUGAAUCUGAUCUGCAGAAUGCAAAGGGUAUUAUAUUCAGUGUAGUGGUAUUUGUGGUGGGUAGUGAAUGAGGCCCCUUUCCCCUGCGGAUAAUACAUUGAGCAUUAGUGAAUCGUGCCAAUCUCCUGCUGCACUGAUGAUGGAGAUGGGCUCAGUCGAGACCCUGAAGGCUAGAAUGGUGGCGAAAGGGAUCAGGUAACUGAAUUUCACCGUUUGCUCAGCACUCGGGGAGGGGCAAAAAGUAGUUAUGUCCUAAAUUCCCUUGGCUGUCCCUGGCUGGUUGAGAAGAUUUAUUUCCUUAUUUUCAAAGGCGUGUUUGUUCCUCUGUAAAGAAAGCCCGUGAUGAUUGACGGUCUUGAACAGUGUUGAUAUUUCGUUUGGUGUAUUCUCGCCCCCGCCCCACCCCUGCUUGACAACAAAAAACAAACUGCGCAGCUGGACUGUGCCCAUAAUGUGAACCUCUGGAAGGCCCCGUAGCUGGUACGCAUCACAUUAAAUCUCCCAUGUGAAAUGCACCUCUCCUGGAGAGGGGGAACGACAAGGAGGAGAGCAGAUCUCUCCCCUGUAGCUUGAUCUCAGGAGCUGCUAAAUGAACCCACUUUUCCUGCUCCCCUCCUCAAGCUAGCUAAGGAAAGGUAUGCCAUUGUUUCUUUGCCCUGUGGACAGGGCUGUUCUUCAUAGGGCCCGAUCCACUCUCUGCCUAGUAGCAAGUGUUUGUAGGAUCUUUAGCCCUCCACAUCCCAAGGGUCUCAUUCUGCAGAGUCCCCAAUUUGGGCUGACUGCAUCUGCCAUCCUACAUCAGGAUUGGGGAACAUGUGGCCUUCUCAAUAUUGGUGCACUGCAGUUCCCAUCAGUCCUAACCUUUCCCCUUCUCUCUUUGGCUAGUGGGGGGAGAUAUUUUCCCCUUCCCCUGGAGAAGUAAAAGGAACUUGGAACUUAAGAGUAGAGCCUCUGAUUCUUUUCCUUCGCUUCAAGAGAAAAUGUUUGCUAGUUUUGUUUUUUAAGCCCAUAUUUUUGAGAGGGUUAGAAAAAAAAAUAUGAGAGAGAUCAUGUUUAUUUUCUUGGGAAAGUUAUUGAGGCUCAGAAGAGAGCCGCGCUCAGUUUAUAUUCAGAUAUUUUUGGAAAGGGAAAAUGGGACUAUGCAAACUUUUUAAAAAAAUGUUUGAAGAGAUAGUUUUUAACACUUUAUAAACCAGGCUUGGCAAACUCGGCCCUCCAGAUGUUUUGGGACUACAACUCUCAUCAUCCCUGACCACUGGUCCCGUUGGCUAGGGAUGAUGGGAGUUGCAGUCCCAAAACAUCUGGAGGGCCAAGUUUGCCUAUGCCUGUUAUAAACUAAACGCAGAUUUAAGUAAAAUCUAAAGAUUACAUUAUCAUUAAAAGCAAGUAUAGAAGAUUUGUUAGUUCCACUGCUCUGUUCUUUCAAUUAUUCUUGUUCAGAUUUUGUGGGGCUAGAGGAGAAUGGUUUGCGAAUGGGUCUUUUCCCCCCACCCACACCAUUUCUAACUUGCUCCACUCGUGUGUUCUGGUUUUUUGUUUUCUAAUAGAAUGCUGUGCCGUCUCUGAUUCAACCAAUCGUGUUUGUGUUCUCUGAUUUUUGCUUCCUAAUGUAGGGAAGUCACAAGUAUAAAUGAGAAAAUCACUAUAAUGUCAAAUGGUCAUUACGGUUUUGGGGGUAAUAAAGGUGAUCUUCAUUCUUUUUCUUUUUGGUACUUCA
This is a messenger RNA of Zootoca vivipara (common lizard), 7961 nucleotides long. RefSeq names its product estrogen-induced osteoclastogenesis regulator 1 (gene EEIG1). NCBI's taxonomy places the organism in Eukaryota, Metazoa, Chordata, Lepidosauria, Squamata, Lacertidae. The record is from RefSeq and is a predicted model, not a curated record.